GGGCGGGCGGGCGAGGGCACGGCCGGCGGACAGUUCGUAUCCCGAGGAGACCGAGAGUCCCGGGGUCGGCACAGGAGCUGGUGGUCACGGGCCUCGGCCUUUCCCCGCGACCUGGGACACCAGCCCACCGCCCCUCUCCGGGCUGGCCCGACGGGAGGCGACCCGGGUCAGGAGUGCGCAGAUCCGGCGUGACGCGGAGGGGUAGAUCCGUGACGCAGUUUCCUCCCGGAGCCCGGGGAUCCGUCUUCCCGCGGCCUCCCGCAGCGCAGCACCCUGUCAGCCCAGCGGCCUCCGGUGCUGCACUGUUGGCACGAAGGCCUUAGGACUCGGGGUUGAGGGCUGCCAGGGUCCCUGCGCUUUUCAGGCCUUAUUCGGGACACGUCGCGCGCAAUGCAUGCACCCCUUCUCAGCGGUUUCCUAGGCCCGAAUCCUAUUCUAAGAACACAGACACUCAGGUACCUACCAUGGUGUUGGAUCCUGAAGAAAAGAUGCCAGACGAUGGCGCUUCUGGAGACCAUGGAGACUCUGCCAGCCUCAGUGCCAUCAAUCCUGCCUAUAGUAACUCCUCCCUCCCUCAGUCCACUGGGGACUCUGAGGAGCCCUUCACCACCUACUUUGAUGAGAAGAUCCCCAUUCCUGAAGAGGAGUACUCCUGUUUUAGCUUUCGUAAACUCUGGGCGUUCACGGGGCCUGGCUUUCUUAUGAGCAUUGCCUACCUGGAUCCAGGAAACAUCGAAUCUGAUUUGCAGUCUGGGGCAGUGGCUGGAUUUAAGUUGCUCUGGGUGCUUCUGUUGGCUACCAUUGUGGGGCUGCUGCUCCAGCGCCUUGCAGCUAGACUUGGAGUGGUCACCGGCUUGCAUCUUGCUGAAGUGUGUCACCGUCAGUAUCCCAAGGUCCCACGGGUCAUCCUGUGGCUGAUGGUGGAGCUGGCGAUCAUUGGUUCUGAUAUGCAGGAAGUCAUCGGCUCAGCCAUCGCCAUCAAUCUCCUGUCGGCAGGAAGGGUUCCCCUGUGGGGUGGAGUUCUCAUCACCAUUGCAGACACUUUUGUCUUUCUCUUUUUGGACAAAUAUGGGUUGCGGAAGCUGGAAGCAUUUUUUGGCUUUCUCAUCACUAUUAUGGCCCUCACAUUUGGAUAUGAGUAUAUUACAGUGAAGCCCAGCCAGAGCCAAGUGCUCAGGGGCAUGUUCGUGCCAUCCUGUUCAGGCUGCAGCACUCCACAGAUUGAGCAGGCUGUGGGCAUCGUGGGAGCUGUCAUCAUGCCACACAACAUGUACCUGCAUUCCGCCUUAGUCAAGUCUAGACAGGUAAACCGGGCUAAUAAGCGGGAAGUCCGGGAAGCCAACAAGUACUUUUUCAUUGAGUCCUGCAUCGCGCUCUUUGUUUCCUUCAUCAUCAAUGUCUUUGUCGUCUCGGUCUUUGCUGAAGCAUUUUUUGGGAAAACCAACAAGCAGGUGGUUGACGUCUGUAUGAAUAGCAGCAGCCCCCACACUGGCCUCUUUCCUAAUGACAACUCAACUCUAGCUGUGGACAUCUACAAAGGGGGUGUUGUGCUUGGAUGUUAUUUUGGGCCUGCGGCACUCUACAUCUGGGCAGUGGGGAUCCUGGCUGCAGGACAGAGCUCCACCAUGACAGGAACCUAUUCCGGCCAGUUUGUUAUGGAGGGAUUCCUGAACCUAAGAUGGUCACGUUUUGCCCGAGUGAUUCUGACACGCUCUAUUGCCAUCAUCCCCACUCUCCUUGUUGCUGUCUUCCAAGAUGUAGAGCAUCUAACAGGGAUGAAUGACUUCCUGAAUGUUCUGCAGAGCUUACAGCUUCCCUUCGCUCUCAUACCCAUCCUCACCUUUACCAGCCUGCGGCCAGUGAUGAAUGAGUUCUCCAAUGGAAUAGGCUGGAGGAUCGCUGGUGGGAUUUUGGUCCUUAUCGUCUGCUCCAUCAACAUGUACUUUGUAGUGGUUUAUGUCCAGGACCUAGGGCACUUGGCACUGUAUGUGGUCGCUGCGGUGAUCAGCGUGGCUUACCUGAGCUUUGUCUUCUACCUGGGUUGGCAAUGUUUGAUUGCCUUGGGCCUGUCUUUCCUGGACUGUGGUCACACGUGUCACCUGGGAUUGACAGCUCAGCCUGAACUCUACCUGCUGAACACCGUGGACGCUGACUUACUUGUGUCCAGAUGACAAACAGCCCGAGAAACUUUAAGAAUGCUUUUUCUCAGCCCUUUUGUGCCAAGUGUCUGUUAGCAAAUCUCUGUUAGUUCAGAGGUGAGUUUGUUCAGAUGUUUUGAACAAAGGCAGAGAUUUCCUCAUGCGAUCCGGGGUAAAAGCUACGAGCUGCGCAUGGGUCUGAGCCCCGCUUGCCUCCAGCAGUCAGACAGUAGGGAGUGGUAAACAGUGGGCCUGGGCAGCCGUGCUUCCCACAGGCUCGUGCCUGCACUUCUGGGAAUUAAAAAUGUAUGAAGAUGUAUUUAUGUAAACCCGAACAUGCCAGUUUGGGUAAGAUUUUAAGGUUAUAAAAACUGAUAGAUUUUUUAAAAAAAUGUUCAGGUAAAUUAGGUAUUUGUUUUUAUCUGGAUCAUAAGUAAGAAAGGGAAUGAAUUUUUUUACAUUGGACUUUCUACAUUAACGAUCUUUUAAAGUGCUAUUUUACUGCC
Messenger RNA from Arvicola amphibius (Eurasian water vole), 2644 nucleotides. It is a transcript of the gene Slc11a2, whose product is annotated as solute carrier family 11 member 2. Gene Ontology annotation, cellular component: plasma membrane. The transcript is spliced from 17 exons. Bases 465 to 2171 code for a protein of 568 amino acids. The record is from RefSeq and is a predicted model, not a curated record. Gene Ontology annotation, molecular function: iron ion transmembrane transporter activity; manganese ion transmembrane transporter activity; cadmium ion transmembrane transporter activity. Gene Ontology annotation, biological process: metal ion transport. NCBI's taxonomy places the organism in Eukaryota, Metazoa, Chordata, Mammalia, Rodentia, Cricetidae.